AUCUGGAAGAUGAUGAAGAAGAGUUGGAACCUGAUGUCUUAGAGGAAGAUUCUGUUAAAGCCAAGCCUACUGGCUAUAAAAAAAAACGAAAGGGGGCUGGACGUAAGAAAAUUAUUCCAGUAGCUGCGGGUUCAGAAACUUCUCUCAGUGCAGCUUGUGGUGGUAGCGAAGCCGCUAGUCAAUCUCCGCCUUCUUCUCCUACUGCUAUUGAAAGUGUUCCAGCUCCCGCCAUUAAAAUAAAAAUUAGUAAAAAGAAAAAGAGACGAGGCCGCAAAAAGAAUGACGAUCGGCCUUCUGCUACUGGUAAUGAUACUAGUGAUGAAGAUUUUGAACGGCAACUUGAGGAAGCGGCCAUCGCUCAAGAAGAGGAACGAGAACGUCGUAAAACACAACGAAAUGCUAGACGCGCUUCUGCUGCUGUCGGAGAAUCUACUGAUGGGAGCACUAAUAAUGUUAGGAUAGUACAUGGUCAUCAUCAAAAAACGACAGCUCGCUUUCCUCUCGUUGGAGCGAAAUCUGGCAACAAAGGUGAAGAGGACGGCUAUGAGACUGAUCAUCAGGAUUACUGUGACGUCUGUCAGCAAGGGGGCGAAAUUAUGCUCUGUGACACGUGUCCUCGAGCAUAUCACCUUGUCUGUCUGGAUCCAGAAAUGGAAGAAGCUCCUGAGGGUGCCUGGUCGUGCCCGCACUGUGAAAAAGAGGGCAUUACUGGAAGUGCUAGUGGUGCGAAGUCAGGUAAACUCCGAACAACCAUAACUCAUGUCGCAUCAACUUCCUCCUUAACUUCAGCCAAUAGAAACGGCAACACUUGCAACCCCGUAGUCUCCCCAGAGAAAGAUGAACAUCAGGAAUUUUGCACUGAAUGUCGGGAUGGCGGUGACCUUAUUUGCUGUGAGAAUUGUCCGGCAAGCUACCAUCUGGGCUGUCUCUUGCCUCCGCUUUCACAGAUCCCUGAAGGUGUCUGGCUUUGCCCUAGAUGUGGAUGCAAGCCUCCAAAGGCUCGGGUUUCCCGUAUUCUCACAUGGCGCUGGACUGAGCCCCCGAAAGGCACUGAUGAAUUGGAUCAUACUCACCACCACCACCGUACCGAAGGCAGUAAUGAUCAGAUAGACAACGGAGUUUCCCUGGCAGUGAAAGCUGAGCAUGAAGAUGUUGAUGAGGAAGAAGAACUCGGUGUAGAUGAGAGAUUUGGCGAUGAUGUAGACAGGGAUGAGAAUUAUUCCCUUCGCAAGCCAUCUUCUAGUAAGGCAGCUUAUUUGGUGAAUAACACUGUCGACGAGUCGAUAUCAGCUAUAGAAGUUAAAAUGGAUUUACCAAAU
This is a messenger RNA of Protopolystoma xenopodis, 1319 nucleotides long. NCBI's taxonomy places the organism in Eukaryota, Metazoa, Platyhelminthes, Monogenea, Polystomatidea, Polystomatidae. The record is from the annotation of a GenBank genome assembly.